AUGUGCGUCGCCAUCUUCCAGAGUGGGAAGAAGUGUGCUAGGGUGUGGUUUCAGAACCGAAGAGCUCGCACCCUAAAAUCAAAAGGAUCCAGCAAAGCCCAGUGGCAGUCUCAGAGCCCAGCGCACAGUCCACAGGCUCGCCGCCACACACAGGCCUUUGCACCUCAAAUGCAGCAGGUGUUAAACAAUGGACAGUUUCCUCCUACCUUCAAUGCCACCGGAGCGUAUGGACAGUGUGGAGUCUCGUAUGGGAUUCAACCAGGAGGCUCAAUGGGCAGUAACCCCAGCUCAAACCUGUGGGAGUACAUGCCUCAGCCAGGCUGCCAAAACUCCACUGGGGUGCCUGCGUGGCGUCAGCCUUCCGUGGAGAUGGUAAGCUACAACUCAAGCUCCAGCCAGGCAGCCUCCAUGCACCCUAGUUCAGACAUACACGACCUCCUUCAAAUAUUCAAAGCAGACACUCCUGAUUCUGGAUUCUUCAACAGCAGCCGAGAGAGCAGCCCAACGGGUUGUCUGGAAGUCCCGACCCCACAGAUGAGGAGUAUUGGGGAGACUGUAGCAGCUCUUGAGGACGGCAGGGAUGCAGGAUAUCCGCCAGUGGUCCAGGAUAGCUCACUGCCAGUGCUGUCAUUGCAAGAUAUUAUGUGGGAGCUGAAUGAGGAAUGGCUGGGAGGAAAUGGACUGGACAACGGAGUCACUGGAGAGGAGCCCCCUUACUUCUGUUGGCUAUGAUGAGUAUUUUUAAUGGCUCAAGUGUUUGACGUAUUUUCAAAAUAUUUUUUUUUAAAAAAAGCCAUGUUUUUGCAGUAAUUACUACACAUUUUUAGGAUUUUUUUUUUUCUUCAAGUUUACUUAAAAAAGAAAAAAAAAGAAACAAAAAUCAGUCGUUAUAUUGCAUAAUACUGUUUUCUUGGCUUCCCCUUUCCAAGAAUGUACUCUCAGCUAAUUCAUGACCAGAGAUUUGGCUCUGCUCAUAGAUGGUGCCUGUGAGUUGUAAAUAUGAGAAAAAGGGGAUUUUCUUUCUGUGCAGAGACAUUAUGGAGAGUAAUAUAAAAACAUGUUAAAUCCUAAUGAAUGCUGAAAUUAAAUUUAAUCUGUAAUAAGACUUUAUGUAAAAAAUAAUUUUAACAAAAAUAAUUUAUAGAUAUAGAGAUGUUAUUGUAUAAUGUUUCCAUUUUGAUUGGUUAAUUUUAAGGAUCUGAUAACAGAGGAUGUUUGCUGUAAAGAUUAUGAAGCCCUGUGAGGUUAAUUAUUGGUCUGGGAAACGAAGAUGUUGAUAUAAUAUAUUUGAUUCUGUUAAGCUUUGUUCUUAUGUUGUAUGACUGACAUAUAGUGUAUGAUAAUAUAGAGAAUAUACAGUUAUAAAUAUGAUUCUGUUAUUAUGUUCGCAUGUUUU
Pelmatolapia mariae (spotted tilapia) is the source of this 1396-nucleotide messenger RNA. RefSeq lists its product as uncharacterized. Lineage: Eukaryota; Metazoa; Chordata; Actinopteri; Cichliformes; Cichlidae. The record is from RefSeq and is a predicted model, not a curated record. The transcript is spliced from 2 exons. The coding region runs from base 1 to 732 and encodes 243 amino acids.